Messenger RNA from Symsagittifera roscoffensis, 1074 nucleotides. RefSeq lists its product as uncharacterized. NCBI's taxonomy places the organism in Eukaryota, Metazoa, Xenacoelomorpha, Acoela, Convolutidae. The record is from RefSeq and is a predicted model, not a curated record. The transcript is spliced from 4 exons. Gene Ontology annotation, molecular function: S-adenosylmethionine-dependent methyltransferase activity. The coding region runs from base 265 to 936 and encodes 223 amino acids.
GCAUGAUCCAUUCUCAAAAUGGAAACUCUUCUGGUUUUCAAUGCAAAUUUUCCAGUAUAGCUUUGGAAAUUCUAGAGCGAGCAAGCGAAUCAGGCCAUGUACUAUGACCUUCUAAUUGAUUUAGUUUCAAACUUGCACGCUUCCUUAUCUUAUCUUAUCAAGAUGACGACAUUUUAUGGGCGAAGAAUGUUAUUCAUAAUUCACUCAACAUAAUUGAUUUAAACUUCUUCCGCCUGAUUAUUAUUCGGUGUUAAAGAUUUUAUAAUGACUGAUUCUCAACAAGCUUCAGGCAAGGAUAGUAAAUGGAUUCAAAAUCUCUACACGACAAUUAAGUCCCCUGCUGAUGAGCUGACUUAUUACGAGAAUACAGCAAACGAGUAUGAACAAACUCUGAAGAGUCUCAACUAUUCCGCUCCUGAUCACUGCAUGAAAACCUUGAAGAAUUUUGAACAAAAAUCAGGUACACUAGUUCCUAAGGAUGGCAAGUUCAUUGACAUUGGAGCUGGCACUGGCAUGAGUGGGGAAGCUUUGAGGAGGGCAGGAUACACUGGACAGAUGGAUGCCCUGGAACCCUCUGAGAACAUGUACCAGGUGGCCAAAGAGAAGAACAUAUACUCCAAUUGGUUCUCUGACCUCAUCUGGCCAGAUAAAGAGACGAGUGUACCGUCCGAUACAUAUGACCUCGUGUUUUCUGUUGGCGUCUUCAACAAUCGCUCGACCACUAGCAACUGUCUUGGAGAAGUGAUACGAAUGGCCAAACCCGGAGGCAUCAUAGCCAUCACUCACAAUUACGACUACUGGGAGGGGGACUACAAACAUGCAGUGAACAAUCUAGUCGAGCAGAAGACAGUUGAACUGAAAGCUUUGGAAAUAUCAUCGGAAGGAGAGUAUUAUGGGGAAAAGACAGCUUGUGCUUACAUUCUGCAGAAACUAUAAACUAUUUUCGAAAAACUUUUAUAGUUGUAAAUUCAGGUGCUCGUUUAGAUGUAUGCUCCCAACGAACUCCGUGUGAAAUAAACGUCAGACCGAUCAGCAAUAAAACUAACGUACAUAAAAAAUAAAUUACAUCAUGAA